Molecule: messenger RNA, 2325 nt
Organism: Epinephelus moara (kelp grouper)
Lineage: Eukaryota; Metazoa; Chordata; Actinopteri; Perciformes; Serranidae
Gene: opcml
Product: opioid binding protein/cell adhesion molecule-like
Exons: 7
Coding region: 544-1596 (350 amino acids)
Cellular component (GO): neuron projection
Source: RefSeq, a predicted model, not a curated record
CACAGGGAGAGACAGAGAGAGACAGACAGAGAGAGAGGGAGAGAGAACUACUUCAGGAGCUGUAGCCUACUUAACGCAAAGAAAAAGAUACUGAAGCGAAUUGAGCCUUUUGCUUUGAGUGUACACAGCUUUCCACAGUCUCACCGAGACGACAAAAAAAAAAGGGAACACCGAGGGAGAGAAAAACAUACAAGACUUGGCUGAUGCAUCUCUCCGAGAGCAUCCAUUUCACGGCGAUUACAGUUUGAAGCGGAGGAGACGGUGCGCAUUUCUCUGAAAAACACGGCGCUUUUCUCUCCUCCGAAGUCAGUUUCCUAGAGCGGCUCGCGGGCGGAGAGACACUUUUUUUCUUUCUCUCCUGCGUUUAUCGACACGCACAGUUAUUUCAUAACAAGCCUGUUUACUUGGAGCAAAACCAGGUCGUCCACAGUUCCAGCAAGGCGACACAGCAUCUUGAUUGUGGAGUGGAAUUUGCGAUCGAGACGCAAACGGAAUAUCCGACGGUUUCAAGUUUUCCUGGAAGUUGCGCAGUGACAGAAAAUCAUGGGAAUUUGUGGCUAUUUGGCGGUGCCUGGGAAAUGCCUUGUCGUCCUCGGACUUAAAUUGUUAUUCCUUGUACCUGCAGGAGUUCCAGCCAGAAGCGGGGAUUCUGUAUUAAAGGACAACAUCACCGUCAGACAGGGGGACAGCGCCGUCUUAAAAUGCAAUGUGGACAGCAAAGUAUCACGAGUGGCGUGGCUCAAUCGCACCACCAUUCUCUUCGCAGGAAGUGAGAAGUGGUCCCUUGACCCUCGCGUCAUCCUGAUGGAAAACACAGCUGUCACAGAGUACAGCAUCAAGAUCCAAAAUGUUGACGUCCAUGAUGAAGGGCCCUAUGUCUGCUCUAUCCUCACAAACAAGAAACCAAAAUCCACAAAAGUGCAUCUCAUCGUUCAAGUACCCGCCAGGAUCACUAACAUAUCAAAGGACGUCACGGUGAACGAGGGCAGCAACGUCAAUCUAAUGUGUCUGGCUGUUGGUCGUCCUGAGGCCAAUAUCAUCUGGAAGCAUCAUUCGCCAAGAGGCACUCAUAAAUUUGUGACGGAAUCGGAACAUCUGGUGCUGACAGCCAUUACCAAAGAACAGUCAGGAUCGUAUGAAUGCAUUGCUUCUAAUGACAUCUCAGACUCUGAUCGCAGGACAGUGCAAGUCACAGUCAACUACCCUCCCUUCAUUUCUAAAGCGAGGAGUACGGGGACUGCAGUUGGACAAAAAGGAGUCCUGCAAUGCGAAGCCUCUGCCGUCCCGAGGGCAGAUUUUGAGUGGUACAAAGAAGACCGCAGGCUCUUCAAUGGUCUUAAUGGGGUUAAGAUAGAGAAUCAAGGCAGACAGUCGAUGCUUGUCUUUUUCAACGUCUCAGAAGAAGACUAUGGGAACUACACUUGUGUUGCCAUGAACAACAUGGGAAUCACUAAUGCCAGCAUAAUCCUUUACGUGUUGUGUUGUUCUCCUGCAGGUCCCGGUGCGAUGCACGAUGUGAAUGGGGCCGCUGUGUUGCCCCGUUGCUCCGUAUGCCUCCUGCUGACUGUAACCUUACUGUACUUGAUGAAGUUCUGAUGUGAAAUGUGACAACCUCCAAGCUUCUCUCAGCAUUGAGCAGCAAGAACAGACUAUUAGUCCUUUAAGAAGAAUGGAAAUUUAAGAGUGCCAGUGGUUCACCCUUAGUUUUCUUUCUUUUUCUUUCUGGCUUUGCAUCAGAGUCUGUUCUCUGUUGGCUCGCCAAGAGUGAGCGGCGUCAAUCCGAGGAAGGGAAAAAUUUGAAUCAUGCACUAAUUUGAUGAUGGUAGAACUACCGAGUUUGUGUCUCCCCAAACCUUUUUGUAUGUGAAAAGGGAAAAAGAAGAAAAAUACAUGUAACUUGUUGAUAGUUGACUGUUUAUUGCCCAAUAUUGAAGUGUACAUUCAGAUUAUUAUUAUUGUGUCAUGUCCUGUUCAAUAUCUGUACAAUACCAUUAAGCUUUUUUAAGUAAACGACAAAAAAGGAAAAAAUGCAAUGUGAUUGUUGAAUUUUACUGUAUUUUUACAGUUGUAUGCAAAUCUGAGUAAAAGAUCCUUCAUGAUAAACAGUUCAGAAUAAUAAAUAGUACACCAUGAUUUCUCAGGCAAAGUCCUACUGCAUAGUGCAUCCAAAUUUUUAUUUCCUUCGUAGUGUGUGUAGAAAAUGUACAAAUGUGUACAGACAAUUCCUGCACUGUAUUUUUUUUUUUUUUCAAAAUGCAUACAAUUAUCAGAUGAAACACCUAAUCACAGCGUCAUAGCAGCUUCACGGCAUAUUCACACUAGGCA